AUGGAAUUGGGAAUCACCGUCCAACCUGCUCUGUCCGGUACCGUAUCACAAAGAGGGGAAGAAGUGGAGGCACUCAGCACAGAGCCUGCGGCCAGCAUAAUACCGCAACCUGGAGAUUCGUCUACGGACUUGGGCAUUGUAGAUCAACUUGCCGAGUCCGAUCAACUUGCCGAGUCCGAUGCCGAAUCACCAAGGAGGGCUGAUGUGGAACCAGUCGGCACAGAACGUGCAACCGAACAGCCGAACAACCGUGAUCUCAUCAACCUUCGAAACUCUCAAGACCCUUCAGAAUGUUGGAAGCUCUUUGUGGGGGAGAUGUGGAAACUUUUCGUUGAUGGAGCGUCGAACUGUCACGGUGCCGGGCUAGAAAACCCAAUCGGUGGCUCCAUCCCUCAACAAUUGGGAUUGCUCAGCUUCUUCAAUGAGCUUGGCUUGUAUACUAACAAUCUCACGGGUUUCAAUCCCUUCUUCAAUUGGAAACUUGGGCAACUUAACCAUUUUGUACCUUUAUGGACAACCAACUUUCUGGAUCAAUCGCCUCCAGAAAUUGGGAUGCUAAAAGGUCUCCUCGUUGAUCUGAAACUCUCAAUGAACAAACCUCACGGUUCAAUCCCUGCAAUCUAUAGGGAACUUGGGCAACUUAACCACUCUGCACAGACCUUUUUGAACCAACUUUCUGGAUCAAUCCCUCAAGAAGUUGGGGAUGCUGAGCUAAUUGGGGUUGUGAUAAGGGGUUCAAUCCCUUCUUCAAUUGGAAACUUGGGCAACUUAACCAGUCUGCUCCUUUAUGACAACCAACUUUCUGGAUCAAUCCCUCAAGAAAUUGGAAUGCUGAGGUCUCUCAUUGAACUCAUACUCUAUAGGAACUAUCUCACCGGUUCAAUCCCUGCAUCUAUAGGGAACUUGGGCAACUUAACCACUCUGCACCUUUUUGACAACCAACUUUCCGGAUCAAUCCCUCAAGAAAUUGGGAUGCUGAGGUCUCUCAUUGAACUCAUACUCUAUAGGAACUAUCUCACCGGUUCAAUCCCUGCAUCUAUAGGGAACUUGGGCAACUUAACCACACUGCACCUUUAUGACAACCAACUUUCUGGAUCAAUCCCUCCAGAAAUUGGGAUGCUAAGGUCUCUCGUUGAUCUCGAACUCUCAAUGAACAACCUCACGGGUUCAAUCCCUGCAUCUAUAGGGAACUUGGGCAACUUAACCACUCUGCACCUUUUUGACAACCAACUUUCUGGAUCAAUCCCUCCAGAAAUUGGGAUGCUAAGGUCUCUCGUUGAUCUCGAACUCUCAAUGAACAACCUCACGGGUUCAAUCCCUGCAUCUAUAGGGAACUUGGGCAACUUAACCACUCUGCACCUUUUUGACAACCAACUUUCUGGAUCAAUCCCUCCAGAAAUUGGGAUGCUAAGGUCUCUCGUUGAUCUCGAACUCUCAAUGAACAACCUCACGGGUUCAAUCCCUGCAUCUAUAGGGAACUUGGGCAACUUAACCACUCUGCACCUUUUUGACAACCAACUUUCUGGAUCAAUCCCUCCAGAAAUUGGGAUGCUAAGGUCUCUCGUUGAUCUCGAACUCUCAAUGAACAACCUCACGGGUUCAAUCCCUGCAUCUAUAGGGAACUUGGGCAACUUAACCACUCUGCACCUUUUUGACAACCAACUUUCUGGAUCAAUCCCUCCAGAAAUUGGGAUGCUAAGGUCUCUCGUUGAUCUCGAACUCUCAAUGAACAACCUCACGGGUUCAAUCCCUGCAUCUAUAGGGAACUUGGGCAACUUAACCACUCUGCACCUUUUUGACAACCAACUUUCUGGAUCAAUCCCUCCAGAAAUUGGGAUGCUAAGGUCUCUCGUUGAUCUCGAACUCUCAAUGAACAACCUCACGGGUUCAAUCCCUGCAUCUAUAGGGAACUUGGGCAACUUAACCACUCUGCACCUUUUUGACAACCAACUUUCUGGAUCAAUCCCUCCAGAAAUUGGGAUGCUAAGGUCUCUCGUUGAUCUCGAACUCUCAAUGAACAACCUCACGGGUUCAAUCCCUGCAUCUAUAGGGAACUUGGGCAACUUAACCACUCUGCACCUUUUUGACAACCAACUUUCUGGAUCAAUCCCUCAAGAAGUUGGGAUGCUGAGGUCUCUCGUUGGUCUCGAACUCGAAAUGAACAACCUCACUGGUUCAAUCCCUGCAUCUAUAGGAAACUUAGGCAUGUUAACCACUUUGUUCCUCAAUCGAAAUAUGCUUUCAGGACUCAUUCCUUCGACAAUUGGAAACUUGACAAAGUUGAAUACAUUAGAUUUAAGUCUAAAUCCAUUAUCAGGCUCCAUUCCUUCAGAGAUAGGAAAUUUAAAACAACUUGGUUAUUUGUCAUUCGUUGAUAACCAACUCACUGGCUCUAUUCCUCCAAGAUUGAACAAUCUUACACAUUUGAAAUGGUUUCAGAUAGGUUACAACAAGCUCGUUGGUCAUUUACCAGAAAACAUAUGCUUUAGUGGAUUACUUACAGAAUUAAGUGCAGAUGACAACAAUCUCACGGGUCCUAUCCCAAAAAGCUUGAAAAAUUGCCAUAGCCUACAUAGAGUCAGGCUUGAAGGAAACCAACUGUCGGGCAAUAUAUCAGAAGAUUUUGGCAUAUACCCAAACUUGGAUUACAUUGAUUUGAGUCGCAACAAUUUCUACGGUGAGCUAUCUAAAAAAUGGGGAAAAUGCCACAAUAUAACCAGUCUCAAAAUGUCUAGGAAUAAUAUUUCUGGUGAGAUACCACCUGAAUUGGUAGAGGCAACUCAACUAUCUGUCAUUGACCUUUCUUCGAAUCAUUUAGUUGGAGAGAUCUCAUUGAAAUUAGGAAGGUUGGUUUCAUUGUUCGACCUUAGGCUGAAUGAUAACCAACUAUCAGGCAACAUUCCUCUAGAACUCGGCAAAUUGUCGAAUCUUAGGUUUCUUAACUUGGCAGCAAAUAAUCUAAGUGCCUCAAUCCCUAGAGCACUAGGAGAGUGCAAGAAACUUUGGAACUUGAAUUUGAGCAAUAAUAGAUUUGGGGAAAGCAUUCCUAUUGAAAUAGGCUAGAUCAACACUCUUCAAAGUCUUGAUCUUGGUAAUAACUUGCUAAUUGGUAAGAUACCACAACAGAUUGGAGAAUUGCAAAGCUUAGAAACGUUGAAUCUCUCCCACAAUGAGUUCUUUGGUUCUAUGCCAUCAUCUUUCAAUAAAAUGGUAAG
Molecule: messenger RNA, 3215 nt
Organism: Camellia sinensis
Lineage: Eukaryota; Viridiplantae; Streptophyta; Magnoliopsida; Ericales; Theaceae
Source: RefSeq, a predicted model, not a curated record